This is a messenger RNA of Mercurialis annua (annual mercury), 2076 nucleotides long. RefSeq lists its product as uncharacterized. The transcript has 5 exons. The coding region runs from base 358 to 1659 and encodes 433 amino acids. The record is from RefSeq and is a predicted model, not a curated record. NCBI's taxonomy places the organism in Eukaryota, Viridiplantae, Streptophyta, Magnoliopsida, Malpighiales, Euphorbiaceae.
ACUCCAACACAUUUUCCUCUUCCUUUUCGUUUUCUUUUUCUAUAACUCCGUCAUAUAUAACGGCCGUCAUCCUUCUUUAUCUGGCCGCCAAAUUAAACGGGGAAGCACCUCCUUGUGCCGUUAUUGUUGACACCGUAUAAAUCCUUGUAUUUCCUCUCCCUCUGUUCCUUUUCCUUUCCAUCACUCGUUAAAGCGGAGAAGAAGCAGAAGCAGAAGCAGAAGCACGGUGGUUUCGUUAACACUAAAUCCAAUUCUUUUAAAACGGACAUCUAGUGUUUUGCUCUCUGCUAAGUGAAUUCUUCUCAAGUUCUCUAUGCAGUGUAAUUGUUAAGUAGUUUCUAUUGUGUUUGAGAGAUAAUGGGAGCUGCUUGCUGUAUUGCUGCAAGAGAAAAAGACCUUCCAGACACAACUGGAGGUAACAUUUUUCAUAGAAAUGCAAGAUGCUCUCCGACAUGGAGCUUUCGUUGGGAAAAUCGAAGGCGCGUUGCUGGUGAAAUUGAGGAUUCCCCGUACCAAACGUCUCAGGCACUUAGCAGAGAUAUUAGUGUCGAGGUGAAGGAUCCUCUAGGAUCUGAUAGAGAUAAUCUUUCUGAUGAAGGAAGUUUGCAUGAGAGUUUUGGCACACCAUUCUCUUUAAGGUCUCCAAGUCACGAAAGGGGUGGAACUAAUCUGAUAGCUCAACCUUCAGGUUUAUCCCUGGAAAGCAAUUCCCCUGCACAGGAAAAGAACUCAGCAGAAUCCCCUGGUAUUGUGGAUAUAUCUGCCCCAAAGCUUUCAUUCUCUACACAUUCGUCAUUUUCUACACCAGUUGCUGAUCCUUUGCGUAUCCAUGGUCUUCCACUUCCUCCUAACUCAACCCCAUCAAGACGGGCUUGUCGCUCACCUGGACAUCGGUUGUUUAGGCAGAUUUCUGAUAGUCGAAUCCUAGGACUGAAGUCGCCAAACAAUCACUCUUUAUCUGAAGGGAGGUCAUCGUUUGUGCUAUCCACUUGCAGCAAUGGUUUAAGAGUGGGAUCCAUUGGUGGGUCUUCUGAUGGUUGGUCCAUGCGAACCUUUUCCGAGCUAGUGGCCUCUUCACAAAGAGAGAGGUGGUCUUUUGACAGUGAGCACUUCGGCUAUGGUUUUGGCAAACUAAGUGGAUGUAGUAGCAGGUUCUCAUGUUCUCCCUCAUUAGAUCCCCAAAGUUGUGGGGCUUGCUCAAAGCUCUUGAUGGAGAGAUCUUCUUGGAGAAGCAAUGAACUUGCGGCAGUUGCUGUGCUGGUAUGUGGCCAUGUAUACCAUGCUGACUGUUUGGAAACCAUGACAUUAGAGGUUGACAAGUAUGAUCCAGCUUGCCCAAUAUGCAUGGGUGGAGAGAAUAAAAUCUCGAAGAUAUCCGCAAAAGCAUUGAAAUCUGAAGCAGCAUUGAAGGCCAGAAGUCAUAAAAUUUCAAGAAAUCGUGUUGUAGACAGUUACCUCGAUACCGAUUCCGAUGAUUGUGACUAUCAAAAAGCUAUCACACGUCGAGUUUCAAAGAUGGAGCCUAGUAGUAGUUCAACAAGCUCCUCCACAAAGCAAUUUUUGAAGCGGCGCUUCCCUUUUGGGGCCAAGUGGAGUAGAUCCCUCUCGGAGAACGAUUCCACCAGAAAAAAAGGUUUUUGGGCAAGAUAUCGGAAGUAGUGAGAUUUUUAACUGCUCAAAAGAAACGCUGAGGAUAUAAUCAUCUGAACUCCCUGAAGGUGAGGCUUUGAGCUAAUGUUUAGCCGACAGCAAAAAGGCAGUCUCCACUCUCCACUGAGCUCACUUAUCGUUCUGGUGUAAGUUUUUGAAAAUAGAAAAAAAUGAGGUUAUGGAACUAGUGCAGCUUGAGCAGCCGGUAGGACGAAGACUUAAUCCUAAGCUAGACUUGAUCAAUGGCCUUAGAAGAUGUAGUUAUCGAAAUACAUCCGACAACAGUAGUCAGUAGCCCUUCUUUUUGGUUGUCACGGGCUAGACUCGAAUUUGAUUAAUUUUGACAAUGUAUAGCACAUUGUGCUGUCAAUUAGUUGUGGAUCAGUUGAUUUUAUUUGCAAGAUAAUUGUUUUGUUUUGGCUCUCA